CCGCCCUCCGGAAUCACUUCCGGCGGGUCUAGUGCCUGUACUUCUCGCGAGACCUGAGAGCGCUAUGUGACCUGGGUUAAGCGGAAGUCGGGCCUCUUUUCCGUGGUGCCUACUGGGUGGUAGGCUGCGCCAAGAUGAAGCUCAAUAUCUCCUUCCCGGCCACCGGCUGUCAGAAACUCAUCGAAGUGGACGAUGAACGCAAGCUCCGUACUUUCUACGAGAAGCGCAUGGCCACAGAAGUGGCUGCUGAUGCCCUGGGUGAGGAGUGGAAGGGUUACGUGGUCCGAAUCAGUGGUGGAAACGACAAGCAAGGCUUUCCCAUGAAGCAGGGUGUCUUGACCCAUGGCAGGGUGCGCCUGCUGCUGAGUAAGGGGCAUUCUUGUUAUAGACCGAGGCGGACCGGAGAGAGAAAGCGCAAGUCUGUUCGGGGAUGCAUUGUGGAUGCCAAUCUGAGUGUUCUCAACUUGGUCAUUGUAAAAAAAGGAGAGAAGGAUAUUCCUGGACUAACUGAUACCACUGUACCACGGCGGUUGGGGCCCAAAAGAGCUAGCAGAAUUCGCAAACUUUUCAAUCUCUCUAAAGAAGAUGAUGUCCGCCAAUAUGUUGUUAGAAAGCCCUUGAACAAAGAAGGUAAGAAGCCUAGGACUAAAGCACCGAAGAUUCAGCGUCUGGUUACGCCGCGGGUCCUGCAGCACAAACGCCGACGCAUUGCGCUGAAGAAACAGCGCACCAAGAAGAACAAGGAGGAGGCUGCGGAAUAUGCUAAACUGCUGGCCAAGAGAAUGAAGGAAGCCAAAGAGAAACGCCAGGAACAGAUUGCCAAGAGACGCAGGCUGUCAUCACUGAGAGCUUCUACUUCCAAGUCUGAGUCUAGUCAAAAAUAAUCUUUAAAAGUAACGAAUAAAUAUGAUCAAACCUUGAA
Messenger RNA from Nannospalax galili (Upper Galilee mountains blind mole rat), 922 nucleotides. RefSeq names its product ribosomal protein S6 (gene Rps6). Gene Ontology annotation, cellular component: ribosome. NCBI's taxonomy places the organism in Eukaryota, Metazoa, Chordata, Mammalia, Rodentia, Spalacidae. The transcript is spliced from 6 exons. The record is from RefSeq and is a predicted model, not a curated record. Gene Ontology annotation, molecular function: structural constituent of ribosome. Bases 135 to 884 code for a protein of 249 amino acids. Gene Ontology annotation, biological process: translation.